UGGUCUAAUCUGUUGCUCACGAAACAGUUGUUUCUGUUUUGAUUAAUCAUUAGGUUACGACUGAAACAGAAACGAGGGUUUACGAACAGUAAUUUUAUUCAACCUCUGGCAGAAGCUGUUUAGUGCUGAAAAUAUCUCAAAUCUGUUUUACGUUUCUGUUUUAGCGUAUUAACUGGCUGGUGUUUUGAUCUAUCUCGUGGUUCAGGUCACGUUACAUAUAACCUGUCAGCAUGUCUUACGCCGGGGCAGUGUGGCUUGCUGUUCAGGAGGACUUAUACAGAGGUGUGUGUAGCGAACCGACUCCUAAAAUUUUUAACAGCGACAGCAGUAGCAGUAGCAAUAGCAUGGAACCCCGCGCAACAGACAAGCUCAGCCACGAGUCAAUAAGCCGCCUGGACAUUUUCGAUGAUUACUUUUUGUCACAGUGUUUUCACUUCACUCGCCAGUGUCUAACUUUUAUUGUGGACUGCAUUAAAGCGCGCAUGAAAAAAGACGUGUUUAGACCCAGUAGCGACGCCAAUUCGAUUGAAGCAAUGACACUUGCGGCACUAUAUUUCUACGCGCACGGUUUCCUCCCCAGGAAAAUCACAGCCGCAUUGGGAUUGGAGCACGCAAGUGCAAGCGACGCCGUCAACACCGUGUCUAAGGUGUUGGAAGACAUGUGCACGGACUUCAUCACUUUCCCCGGCACUUACGACGAUCGCACGGGCGUUGCACAGGGGUUUAAAUAUAUAAGUGGCAUUCCAAACGUGGUGGGUGUUUUGGGUUGGUUACAUGUCCAUGUGAACCCUUCACCGGCUGAAGAGAGUCUUUUCCUUAACACCAGGGGUUACCAUUCAGUAAUGGUGCAGAUCAUAAGUGACGUGGAUGGAAAUCUACUGAGUGUGGAGCAGUGUUGUCCUGGGGGGACGCAGGAACAGGCCGUUUGGGAAAGCUCAGAUAUUUGUCAGGAGUUUAACAGACUUCAGCAUGGUCAGACCUGGGUCCUGGGUGGUAAAGGUCUGUGUAAAGCUAAACAUGUGCUGAGCCCUGUGGAAAGUUCCCGGAUCAAGACCGAUGCAGCCAGACGUUUCAACACAGCUCAUUCUCAGGUUUGGAAAUCAACUCAACUUGUCUUAGGCUGUUUGAAAACCCGCUUCCGGUGCUUGCACAAUCUUGGAGCUGUUCUGGUUGAUAAUCUCAAGCCCGUAGCUCGCACGAUCACUGCUUGCUGUGUUCUCCACAACAUCUCAAAAAAAUUUUCAGUGCCAUUACCCGGCAAACUGGUUCUAGAGCAUUUACACCCAGAUCCAGAGAUGAAGCAAGGGGAACAGGAGAACUUUGUUGACACAGAAGAGGCAAUAGAAGACAUGAUAGAGAUGUGUUUUGGGAAUUCUGGGGAUGAAGAGGAGCAAGAAGAAAUGAAAACCAUUGAGGACAUUCAGAAGAGGCACAAACAAAAUGAUCACAAUUCACACAAGAAGUUUUUUUGAAUCUUGAAGGAUAUUGCACAUGGGAACUGUAGUCUGACUCCCACUGAUCAGCCCGAGUUCAGAAUGCCAACCUGAGGAGCAAUAAUAUAUAGUUCUGCCGAUAUAGUCCUUUCACAGAUUAACUUGUCUAAAAUAAAAAUUGUUGUGGGUGUGUACAGGGUUAUAGAGUAGCCACCAGUUUCUGUUUUAGUUAAGACACUAGAAAAGUUGGAUGUAAACACUAGAAAUGUUUACAUGCAGGAAAGUAGAAAUGUUUUUGUUUAUUGUUAUUACCAUUAAAAUUAUUUGUAAACCCUUACCCCCCAGACACACAUUUUAUACUUUUGACCAUAAAAGUGCAGUUUUCCAAAAAAGUUAAUUUUGGUUAAUAAAAGAAAAUUAUCAAAAAUAUCUUAUAAAGUUAACUGAUGUUCACUAUAGUCUAAUGCUAGCUAAGUCAAACAUACAUUCAUUGAGUUUAUUUCACAUUCAUGAACUCAAUGCAUCCCCCAUUUACCUUGACAGAAAGUGAGAAGGCCACAUCUUUCAAGUGGGAAAAUCGAGAGGAGACAAUAGAUUACUUAAUGUGAGAUUAGAGAAGGGGGCAGGGCAUUCAGGAGGUCCGUUAAUAUUACAGAGUUCAAAACACAUAUACAAUUGUCAGUCGUUCUAGAUUCAUAUAUCUAUUGGCUUAUCUAUUGGUUUUAUUGGGGAGAAAAGGAUGAUUGGUCAUUUUGAGUAUUUUUAGUGAUAGUGUGGCAGUGUACUCUAAUGCAGUGGUUCUUAAAAUUUUCAGUAUGAGGCCCCCCUUAUGUAGGGUGUAUCUCUUUGUAGCCCCCUAGAGUCGUCAAAUUUCACAAUUUCCUUUUUUCACACUAGGCUCUUCUAUAUUAUCUUUCUCAGCUAAAAGACUAUGUCCUCUAUCUAAAAACUUAUCCAUUUUAAAUAGUCUUAGGUUUUACCAGUGUGUGGCUAACAGUACACUAGUAUAUAGGGGCAGUGGUGGCUUAGCAGUGAAGGAUCGGAAGGUCGGGGGUUCUAGCCCCAGCACUGCCAAGCUGCCACUGUUGGGCCCUUGAGCAAGGCCCUUAAACCUCUCUGCUCCAGGGGCGCUGUAUCAUGGCUGACCCUGCGCUCUGACCCCAACCUCCUAACAUGCUGGAAUAUGCGAAGAAAAGAAUUUCACUGUGCUCUAAUGUAUAUGUGACCAAUAAAGACUCAUUAUUAUUA
Ictalurus furcatus (blue catfish) is the source of this 2681-nucleotide messenger RNA. RefSeq names its product putative nuclease HARBI1. Lineage: Eukaryota; Metazoa; Chordata; Actinopteri; Siluriformes; Ictaluridae. The transcript has 2 exons. The record is from RefSeq and is a predicted model, not a curated record. Bases 231 to 1472 code for a protein of 413 amino acids.